AUGGCUCGCAACCGACAAGAGUCCACGCCGAGCAUGGCAUCGCUCUCUUCCUCCAUGGCGUCCCUCCUGUCGACGCAGGACUCGCCAUCAGACAGCUCCAAUCAGGGCAGCAACAGUAUGGCGUCAUCGUCAGCAACCCUCCCAUCCGCCUUCAACAGAUCCUCCCGACGGAAGCGACGGCUCGCACGUGGCCUCUCAACAGGUAGAGACACGAUAGACGAGGAGGAGGAAGGCAUGGGAUUGGCAUUCUCGACCCAAUGUGCCACUGUAGAGAAUCCCGACCCGGCACACAAAGACCAGUGGAACUCGAGCAGCGUGCCGAUCUACCAAUCGAGUACCUUCAAAGGCGUCGGCGGCACGUACGACUACUCACGCAGUGGCAAUCCUACCAGAGGCUUUUUGCAGCAUCAUGUGGCCAAGAUCUCUGGCGCUCGACACGCUUUCGCUGUAGCAUCCGGCAUGGGCGCACUGGACGUCAUCUUCAGGUUGCUCACGCCGGGUGACGAGAUCAUCGCUGGCAACGAUCUCUAUGGCGGCUCAAAUCGCCUAUUGACUUAUCUCAAGACACACGGCGGUAUCACUGUGCACCACAUCGAUACUACUCGACCCGAACUGUUGCUGCCCGUGCUGACUGCGCACGAGCCGACAGCGCAGACGAGCAAAGUCAAGCUGGUCUUGAUCGAAUCGCCUACCAAUCCUCUCUUGCAAGUUGCAGAUAUUGCCAAAUUGUCGGACAUGAUCCACCAGCACGCGCCUGAAGCAAUGGUCGUUGUCGAUAACACCAUGAUGAGCCCUUACCUGCAACGUCCGCUAGAACACGGCGCAGAUAUCGUCUAUGACAGCGCGACAAAGUAUCUAUCGGGACAUCACGAUCUCAUGGCAGGCGUCAUUGUCUGUGACAGGGACGACAUCGCCACUCGCAUCGCCUUUAUGAUCAACUCUAUCGGCAACGGUCUAGCACCUUUCGAUUCCUUUUUGCUCUUGCGAGGCAUCAAGACACUUGCUCUCCGACUUGAUAGACAGCAAGCGACAGCCCAGAUCGUAGCCGAGUAUCUCGAUGCUGCUGGCUUCAAAGUACACUACCCUGGUCUUUCCAAUCAUCCAGGUCGAGAGAUCCACGAGAGGCUCGCCAAAGGCGCAGGAGCUGUCUUGUCCUUCGAGACAGGCGACAAGGCGCUCAGCGAGCGAAUCGUGGGAGCAGCUCGGUUGUGGGGCAUUAGUGUCUCUUUCGGCUGUGUCAAUUCGCUCAUCAGUAUGCCUUGCCUCAUGUCUCAUGCUUCUAUCGAUCCAAAGGUCCGUGCGGAGAGGAACUUGCCCGAAGAUCUCAUUCGCCUCUGUGUGGGCAUCGAGGACACGGACGAUCUCAUCGACGAUCUCGAAGCUGCUCUCCUCGAAUCGGGCGCCAUCAGACUCCAAGACAAUUCGGAUGGUACGACCGAUAUCGUUCGCAACAUGAUCACUCCUCCUGCAACACCGUCGAGCAGGGCGAAAGCGAUUGGACAAGCGAGCACACAGACCAUCGUCGUUUCUGCACCGGGCAAAGUCAUUCUCUUUGGCGAGCAUGCCGUCGUUCACGGUAUCACUGCCAUUGCUGGCUCCGUCGAUCUGCGUUGCUUCUGUAUGGCUCAGCCACGCUACGAUGGCAAGAUUGGUAUAACCAUGCCGGAUGUAGGAUUAGACCAAGCAUGGGAUCUCUCAUCCCUGCCUCCAGUAGAUCCUUCGCUUGAAGGCGUACCGGAAGACUCAGUCGAUGCUUCCCUGCUAGAUUUGAUAAGGCAGCAUAUCGGUCACGACUUAGCGCCAGUCGCACAGAGAGCCGCCGAAGCCUUCUUGUACCUCUUCCUGCGUCUCAGUCGUUCGGCAACGCGCAUUGCUCAGCAUCUCACUGUACGGUCCACUCUCCCGAUCGGAGCAGGCUUGGGCUCAUCUGCCGCCUUCUCCGUCUGCAUAAGCUCAGCGCUUCUCUAUACCCAUGGCUACUUGCCCCUACCCUCUUCCGAAGGGAAAGACGGUUCGCACGCUGCUGAGAUAAAUGAAUGGGCCUUCCUGGGCGAGAAGAUCCUACAUGGCAAUCCAUCCGGAGUGGACAACAGUGUUGCGACUUACGGCGGCGCAGUAGCAUACACCAAAGCGACGGCAUCGACGAGUGCGCAGAUGGACCCCUUGCGCGGCUUCAAGUCUAUACGCUUCCUUUUGACCGACACGCGCGUCAGUAGGGACACAAAGACGCUCGUUGCUGGCGUUACAGCUCGCAAGACCCAGCAUCCCUUCAUCAUCGAUCCCGUUUUGCGUGCGAUUCAGGAUAUUUCAGCAGAGGCCAAGAGGUGUUUGACAGAUUCGGACAUGUCGCGCGAGGAUCAAAUCAGCACGUUGGAGCACUUGAUCGAUGCGAACCAUCUGCAUCUCAACUUUUUGGGCGUUGGUCAUAGCGCGCUAGAGAUCAUUGUCGCAAAGACAAGGUCUUACCAGCUCCACAGCAAGCUCACCGGCGCUGGUGGAGGAGGCUGCGCAGUGACCCUGAUCCCAGAUGGAUAUGACGAAGCAAAGCUCAAGCUUCUCAAAUCGGAGCUCGGCGAGGCCGGCUUCGAGUGCUUCGAGACGACUGUGGGAGGCUCGGGCAUCUCACUGCUCAUUCCUCAGUCUGGCUCAACUCUAGUCUCAGCUGAAGGCGGAGCUGAGCAACAGUUCAUGCCCAACCGGAGCUGGCUCGAGACGACUCCGGUGGUCGAUGAUUCAUGGCAUGUGAUAGCAUAG
Mixia osmundae IAM 14324 is the source of this 2754-nucleotide messenger RNA. RefSeq lists its product as uncharacterized. NCBI's taxonomy places the organism in Eukaryota, Fungi, Basidiomycota, Mixiomycetes, Mixiales, Mixiaceae. The record is from RefSeq and is a predicted model, not a curated record. Gene Ontology annotation, cellular component: cytoplasm. Gene Ontology annotation, molecular function: ATP binding; pyridoxal phosphate binding; mevalonate kinase activity. Gene Ontology annotation, biological process: transsulfuration; isoprenoid biosynthetic process; 'de novo' L-methionine biosynthetic process. The coding region runs from base 1 to 2754 and encodes 917 amino acids. The transcript is spliced from 4 exons.